Prunus dulcis (almond) is the source of this 416-nucleotide messenger RNA. RefSeq names its product mediator of RNA polymerase II transcription subunit 7b-like. Gene Ontology annotation, biological process: regulation of transcription by RNA polymerase II. Gene Ontology annotation, molecular function: transcription coregulator activity. Gene Ontology annotation, cellular component: core mediator complex; mediator complex. Bases 81 to 416 code for a protein of 111 amino acids. The transcript is spliced from 4 exons. The record is from RefSeq and is a predicted model, not a curated record. Lineage: Eukaryota; Viridiplantae; Streptophyta; Magnoliopsida; Rosales; Rosaceae.
UAAGCUCUACAAAGAUUACUUGCAAGAUCCCAAAUCAGCUCCGGAGCCGCCCUCUCCGAUUUAAGGGACAUGCAUUUGUUAUGACUGAUGACAUUCUUCCGAGCUUGGAAGAUCAGGGAGUGCAUCAACUGUAUCCAAAAGGCCCAAACAUUGAUUUUAAGAAGGAACUGAGGUCACUUAACAGAGAAUUGCAGCUGCACAUUUUGGAGCUGGCUGAUAUUCUUGUAGAGAGACCAUCACAGUACGCGAGGAGAGUGGAAGAUAUAUCUCUUAUCUUCAAGAACUUGCAUCAUCUUCUCAACUCAUUGCGUCCCCAUCAAGCUAGGGCAACGUUAAUUCACAUUCUAGAACUUCAGAUACAACGUCGUAAACAAGCUGUGGAGGAUAUAAAGAGCUAUGCUUUCAACAAUUACUGA